AUGAUGGAUACAAAAAUGAUGCGACUGCGAAGUGUGCAACUGCGAACUACCAUGAGUUUGUGCAAACAGGUGUAUGAAACUUUGACAAGUUUCCCCGGGAAACCAAAGGUGGUCCAGUUCAUUCCACAGAUAGAUAUGAAUCUGUUGUUCAUGGUGCAUGAAGAAGUCGGUGCCAUUGACAUCGGCAUCACCAAGCAAAAUUAUCUUCUGGCGUUCAAACAGGCUCAUGGACUAUGGCACCUGCAGCGUGAACUAUUCACGCAAGCCCUCACAGAAGUCGCUCAAAGUGAUCUCUACAGCAUAUUUUACGUUACAGUGACGUACUUGUUCACGACUAACGAUCACCACCAGGUUUUCAAGCUUCACGAGCGCAUUCUUGCCGAAUUGUACCGCCGCGAUGCUCAUGUUCUCGAGGCCGAGUUCGAAAUCAUCACCACUUUGCUCAGCAGCCGUCUCAGUAAGAUCAACAAGAACCUGCUACUUUGGAACUUACUCCGCAAACUCACGGUGAUGAUGAACUUUGAUGGAGGACGCUUCAACGUACUUCUCGCACGAGUUUUGCAGUCUUGCCGAUUACACUAUGCCAACUAUUACGGGAAUAACUAUCUACGGUGGCUCAUUGGUGUAAGCAUAGCUGUGGGUGAUGGCACAAAGGUGGAGGCAAUUCGUACGCAGUUGACGGAGGUGUGCCAUGAGAGCUUGGCAGAUGUGUCGUUAUGGACCAAUCUUCGUGUGCUCUUGUACGCGGACCUGCGCACCAUCCAAGCGGCGGUAUACCAACAUGUGCGGGCAGUGGACGAGGUAAACCGCAAGUUCGGAGUCACGGUAGCUUCUCCAGUGGUGGCAGACUCGCCCACCACCACCACACACAACCCACAGUUCGCCCUAGAUCAGUUGCAUUGGCUCUUAUCGGUGGAGUGCUGCAAUAUCACUCCAUACGCCCUGGUGGUACCGUUAGAGCAACAAGCCCCGUUCCAGCCGGUGUUAGUCGCAGCUCUAGCGGCCCAGAACAAGCGGGCGGGCCUGUUCCCGCCUGAUCACCCGGCACUCGAUCACCACCGUCAUUUUAUCGCUGUGCUACAGCAUCUCACUGUGAGCGCGAGCCCACACCCAGACCAAGUCGCAGUUGAAAACUCUCAGCGAAAUCGCAUCCGCACAACUCUCCAUUCUCAGUGA
This is a messenger RNA of Yamadazyma tenuis ATCC 10573, 1176 nucleotides long. RefSeq names its product ubiquitin-conjugating enzyme E2. The record is from RefSeq and is a predicted model, not a curated record. Lineage: Eukaryota; Fungi; Ascomycota; Pichiomycetes; Serinales; Debaryomycetaceae.